Messenger RNA from Thrips palmi, 1249 nucleotides. Its product is annotated as oocyte zinc finger protein XlCOF6-like. The record is from RefSeq and is a predicted model, not a curated record. The transcript is spliced from 3 exons. Bases 144 to 992 code for a protein of 282 amino acids. Lineage: Eukaryota; Metazoa; Arthropoda; Insecta; Thysanoptera; Thripidae. Gene Ontology annotation, cellular component: nucleus.
ACGUCGCGCUGUUUCUUCCUGCCACAGUGUCGCGACUCUUAGUCCAACUUCAUCUCUCCUUGUCACGUCGCUCAGGACCCUCCGAACCGCCACAUUUCCCAGGGACAACGUCUUUUGUAACGCCCUCGCAGACGUUCGAGAAGAUGCCAGUCCAGUGCGCAGUUUGCGGUCGACGGUUCGUCUGGUCGUCAUCGCUAUCCGUGCAUUCAAGGAUCCACACCGGAGAGAAGCCCUUCGAGUGUAAAGUGUGCAUGAAAAAGUUCACUCAGAGAGGACUCCUUACGCGCCACCUCCGCACCCACACCGGAGAGAAGCCCUUCGAGUGCACUGUCUGCAUGAAGAAGUUCUCUCAGAAAGGACAACUUACAAUGCAUCUCCGCACCCACACCGGAGAGCAGCCCUUCGAGUGCACUGUCUGCAUGAAGAAGUUUAGUCUAAGAGAUACGCUCAAAAGGCAUCUUCUCAUUCACACCGGAGAGAAGCCUUUCGAGUGCGCGGUCUGCAUGAGGGAUUUUCGCGAUGUUCAAUCCCUGAAGGAGCACCUCCUCGUCACCCACACCGAAAAGCUUUUUGAGUGCACGGUUUGCACAAAGAAGUUCAGUACGGGAAAAACUCUGAAGAAGCACGUCAUGACGCACACUGGACAGAGGCCUUUUGAGUGCACGGUCUGCAUGAAGAAGUUCCGUAUGGGAGGCGCCCUGAAGAAGCACCUCGUCACCCACACUGGAGAAAAGCCUUUUGAGUGUACGGUCUGCAUGAAAACGUUCCUUGACACAGGAAGCCUUAAAAGGCACCUGCUUACGCACACCGGGGAGAAACCGUUUGAAUGCACAGUCUGCAGUAAGAAGUUUAUCUCAUCGUCAAACCUCCGUGUACACAUUCGGACGCACACUGGUGAGAAGCCCUUCGAGUGUGCGGUUUGCACCAAGAAAUUUAAGCACAUGGCUUCCCUCCGGCACCACAUCCGCGCCCACACUGCGAAGAUGUCUUGAAUGCCCGGUAUGCGCUUUUAACCAGCUUCCGCUGAAAACUCUACCAUUCCCGUGCUGUUGGGAAGCCUUUAAGUUUCGGUCGACAUUUGGUGAAGGCAUGAACGCCGUGGGUAGUAAUUUGGUUCUGAUAUUUUGUUUUAUUUUAUUUCGUAAUCCGAUGUAUUGCAAUACUUGACAAGCAGAUGACACUGUGCCUAAUGUUAGAUGGCUGAUAAGAACUUUAAUUUCGUUUGAUUUUGAAGUUUGUUGUUUAUUUA